AUGGCCAACUCUACUUUGGAAUACGCCUCGACGAUAUUUAUGAGAAUGGUGUCUGAUGACAACGGCUCUGAUUUUUUCGUCGGCAGUGUCUUGGCUUCAACAUGGGUGUUUCUCCGUGGCCUCGUCACAUGGGAUAACUUUUGGAAACUGUCAGCAUUGACUCUCAUUCUUGUGAAUCUCAAGGUCUUCCCAUUUAUCUAUCAUCUACGCAUUCUCAACGCUGUCCGCUUCGUUCUGCGAUCUCAAAGGCCAAAGCGCGAUGUCACUCCUGAACAACUCUUCCAACCGCUCAUCACAUCGUCCAAAGCUUGCCUGAUGGAAAUCGACGUUUUGGGCCACAAAUCCAACAGUACAUACUUUGCCGAUACCGAUGUUGCGCGAGCUCACCUCAUCACUACAAUGUUUGGGAAUGGCAUUGCCAAAAUACGAGGAAGUACGACCAUGAAUGGCCUGAGUGGGAAGCCAUCAAGCCAAUUCACAGUCGCGCUGGGUGCCGUGAGUUGCACAUUCAAGAAGGAGCUGUCGCCGUAUGAGACAUACGAUAUGUGGACGAGGAUCCUCUCGUGGGAUGACAAGUGGGUCUACAUCGUCACCCACUUCGUCACGCGAGGAUCCAAGAUCGGGCCCCAACACUGCUCUCUGUAUCCUCACCAAGACCGGCAACGACGACCCAAAGACGGAAAGCCGAAGGUUGCGUCGCCCAUCAAGGGCACUACCGCCACCAACGGACCGACCCAAUCUCCCAUCAGGGCUUCGACGCUAAGCAAGAUCGUCUUCAAAAACGGUCGCAUCACGAUUCGACCGCAAGAGAUGCUGGAAGCCUCGAAUCUGCUACCGAAGUCGGGUCGCGACGCAACGGCGGGAGGGAAACAAACAUCAGCGCUGCGUGAGGCCAUUGAGGCAGAACGACUGCGCGGUUUGCAACAAGCCAGCCUCCUUGCUAAUCAAAUUGGGCUCGAGAACGAAUUCCGGGGUGAUGUUGCACUUGGACGGCACUAUGACGGAUUUGGUAUUGAAGGCGUCGUUGCGACUCUCGCACAGCUGGGCAAGCUUUCUCCGUACCAACUUAUAUGA
This is a messenger RNA of Cladophialophora psammophila CBS 110553, 1074 nucleotides long. RefSeq lists its product as uncharacterized. The transcript has a single exon. NCBI's taxonomy places the organism in Eukaryota, Fungi, Ascomycota, Eurotiomycetes, Chaetothyriales, Herpotrichiellaceae. The record is from RefSeq and is a predicted model, not a curated record. The coding region runs from base 1 to 1074 and encodes 357 amino acids.